ACAGGCAAUACUUAUCCUUCUCGAUAAUCUUGGAAAUAGCGCAGCACACCUUCUCGCCCUCACUUUGACUGUUUAUUGUACAAGAUCGCCGACACGAUUACCAGAAACUUGUUUAAACAGUACAAUCCCCGCAAGUAGAUCAAAAUGCAGGUCCCGGUGAUGGUUAUGAACGCGAACAUGGAGCGGGAGACAGGCCGAAAAGCCCAGCUCUCGAACAUCCAGUCAGCAAAGGUGAUCGCCGAUAUUAUCCGAACGUGCUUGGGUCCCCGCGCUAUGUUGAAGAUGUUGUUGGAUCCCAUGGGCGGUAUUGUCAUGACGAACGAUGGAAAUGCCAUUCUACGAGAAGUAGAAGUGGCUCACCCAGCAGCGAAGUCCAUGAUUGAGCUCGCAAGAACUCAGGAUGAGGAAGUUGGAGAUGGGACAACUAGUGUGAUUAUCCUUGCUGGUGAAGUUCUGACCGCGGCACUUCCUUUUCUGGAGCGUAACAUACACCCUAUUACCAUUAUUGGGGCUUACAAGCGCGCAUUGGAGGAUGCACUGAACAUUAUGAAGGAUAUAUCAAUUGAGGUCGAUAUAAGCAACAAGCCGGAAAUGAUGCGCAUUAUCAAAUCCACUAUUGGAACAAAGUUCGUAUCGAGAUGGAGCGAUUUGAUGUGCGGACUGGCGUAUGAUGCCGUCAAGACGGUGAACCUGGAGAUCGACGGAAAGCGUGAGGUAGACAUUAAGCGCUAUGCUCGUGUGGAAAAGAUACCUGGUGGGGAGAUUGACGAGUCAAAGGUUUUGGACGGUAUCAUGGUCAACAAGGAUGUCACACAUCCCAAGAUGCGCAGGAAGAUCGAGAACCCUAGGAUCGUGCUCCUCGAUUGCCCACUUGAAUACAAAAAGGGAGAGUCGCAGACGAAUGUGGAGGUGACGGACGAAUCGCACUGGUCGCGUCUGCUGGAGAUCGAAGAAGAACAGAUUAAAGAGAUGUGUGACCACAUCAUUCGCUUGAAACCUGAUCUUGUAUUCACCGAAAAAGGGGUCAGCGACUUGGCUCAACAUUUCCUGAUGAAAUCCAACAUCACUGCUAUCCGCCGAGUCCGCAAGACCGACAAUCACCGUAUUGCUCGGGCCACUGGCGCUACCAUUGUGAAUCGAGUAGAGGACUUGAAGGACUCCGAUGUCGGCACACAAUGCGGUCUCUUUGAAGUUCGCAAGAUUGCCGAUGAAUACUUCACUUUCCUCGAAAAGUGUGAAAAUCCUAAGGCUUGCACAAUCUUGCUCCGUGGACCCAGUAAAGAUGUUCUACAGGAGAUUGACAGGAAUUUGCAAGAUGCUAUGUGCGUUGCCCGGAAUGUCAUGUUCGAGCCGCGCCUUUGCCCCGGGGGUGGUGCGACAGAGAUGGCCCUUGCCGUCCGCCUCGGUGAGAAGGCGAAAACUAUUUCUGGAGUGGAACAAUGGCCGUACAAAGCCGUUGCGGAAGCUUUAGAAGUCAUCCCACGUACUUUGGUACAAAACUGUGGUGGAAACGCCAUCAAAACAUUGACGCAGCUCAGGGCGAAGCAUGCAACCGUGGACAACUUCUCUUGGGGUAUUGACGGGGAGAGCGGCAAGAUCGUGGAUAUGCAAGAAUACGGUGUUUGGGAGCCACACGCUGUCAAGGCGCAAACAGUGAAGACUGCUAUCGAGUCGGCAUGUUUGCUCCUCCGAGUAGAUGACAUUGUGUCCGGUUUGUCAAGGAAGGAGGCUGGUGGCGGUGGGCAAGCUCCCGCCAUGCAGGAAGCACCUGAGGAGGUUGGUGAGCGCUAGAGGCUAGUUUUCGACAUUCGAUUGAGUGAGUUGUCACCAUGGUCUAGUCCAGACUGUGUUUGUACAAAGGGGGAUUUUGAAUGAGAUGGGUCUAUAAUAAGAGUGUGCAAAGUUGUUAAAAGCUGAUCUGUUUAAACAUGUACAAUGGAGGUCAGACAUUGCGCGAUA
This is a messenger RNA of Spizellomyces punctatus DAOM BR117, 1959 nucleotides long. RefSeq names its product T-complex protein 1 subunit gamma. Gene Ontology annotation, biological process: protein folding. Gene Ontology annotation, cellular component: chaperonin-containing T-complex. The record is from RefSeq and is a predicted model, not a curated record. Gene Ontology annotation, molecular function: ATP hydrolysis activity; ATP binding; ATP-dependent protein folding chaperone. NCBI's taxonomy places the organism in Eukaryota, Fungi, Chytridiomycota, Chytridiomycetes, Spizellomycetales, Spizellomycetaceae. The coding region runs from base 145 to 1791 and encodes 548 amino acids. The transcript has 9 exons.